AUGGCUUUAGGUGCCUCGAAUAGUAGUACGAUCAUGCUCUGUGUCACCAUCUCUUUGGUACUAGUUGUUCUAUUCUACGUCAUGGCAGGUUGGGUGUCUAGAUACCGAGCAAGCCGUCGUGCCGGAACUGAUCAUCUCGCAGCAGCGAUGCAAGUUCGAUCAGGCGAAACAUCCAUUAAACAAGGACUCGAUCCAUCAAUCAUCGCUGCCUUGCCAAUAUUUGUCUACAAUGGAUCCAGUAAUGCUAUAAAAGAAUGUCCAAUUUGUUUGAGCAAUAUAGAAGAAGAAGAGAUGACUAUACUUCUACCAAACUGUAACCAUAUGUUCCAUGCACAAUGCAUUAAUGUGUGGUUGAAUUCACAGUCCACAUGCCCUAUCUGCCGUUGCGGUGUGGCACCUCAAGAAGCAGCCAUGCCAGAAACCAUAGAGUCAAGUGUUGUGAUACCCUUUGAAGCUCCGGUAAUGGUAACAUCAGAUGGUGGUUCAGGGGGGGAUGCAUCGGAUGAUGUAGCAGAGAGUUCAAAAGUGGGAGGGCUAAGGAGACCACUCAGCUCAUUUUGUAAGAUGGGCAUGGUAAUUAGUAGUGAAAGAUUGGAAAGGAGAAUUCAACUUUGUGGCCAAACAGAUCAUGAACCAGAAGAUCUAGAGAGGCAGUGA
Telopea speciosissima is the source of this 657-nucleotide messenger RNA. RefSeq names its product RING-H2 finger protein ATL5-like. The record is from RefSeq and is a predicted model, not a curated record. The transcript has a single exon. Lineage: Eukaryota; Viridiplantae; Streptophyta; Magnoliopsida; Proteales; Proteaceae. The coding region runs from base 1 to 657 and encodes 218 amino acids.